AUGGAGAACUCAUCGACCCCUCUCGCCGAUUAUUUCUGGAUCGCCGGCGUAGAGUCGGUGUCCUACCACGAUCCCAACUCCCAGCCCGCCCCCGUUGUUGUUCCCGUCGAGUCUACCAUUGUCGAGGAUGGCGAGUCUGAGGAUGAAGAUACAAACGGCGACCAACCAAAAGCAAAAGCACGGCACUCACGCCAGGGCUCCGCCAACCGUCUCUCUCGGAUAUCUCUCACCGACCGUUUCUCCAUACAUACUCUCGACGAGACAGACGGCAAUACCAAAAGCAACCGCAGCAGCGCCACCAUUCGUGCUAUAAACCCCCCUAAUUUUGGCAAUACCAAUGGUAAUGGUAAUGGCCACAGCAGUACCAAUGGCCAAAAUGCCGGCCCCAGCGGCAUCCUUGGUGAGGGCUCCAUGCUGAUGGGCGACUUCGACUUUGAUAAGGCUCUGGUCAAAUUUGCCGCUGAGAGAGAGGUAUUUCUCGAGGACCUGUCAUUCAGUGCGGGCGCAAAAGUGCAAGCUCGUGCACCAAUGGUGAAUCCUCGGGCAGAGAGGAUCAAGGCAGAGGAAAGCGACAGCGGUAGACUGAGUCCUCUCAGGAGCAUUAAGGGUAGCAUCCGCCGCAAGAUGAGCUUUAGGGAUAUGAACAGUGUGCGCAAGCAACCCAGCAACAGGAUCAGCACCAGUCGCGCAGCCUCGAUCCGAACCACGAGACGACUCAGCAAUUACAACUCCGUAAUCCCUCCCCCCGAACCCCUUAACACCGACCCCGAUAUGCAUCCUCUCAAACGACGCUUUGAACCGGUCCUUCUUGACCGAUAUCCUCCUCAGGAGGCUACAGAUGAGAUUGCUCGACGUGGGAAAUUUCCUGACUAUGUGCCCAUGUUUGCUUUUCCCAACGACAUUCAGAUUGUUUCGUCCGAUGACCGACCUCGAUCUACAUGGCAUGGGUUUACUAUGACCUCGGACGAUAACUCCAAGCUAUACGGCAUAACUAUUAUCAUCUGGACUGCUCUCAAUGCCGAGGUGGCAGAGGAAGUGGAAAAGAAGUGCGAGCAAUGGCGCCAAAGUCACAUGUCUGAAGAAGAGCGAGAGCUGGCAGCUAGCUUGGGAGUUCGCUUGGCUGGUGAACGCACCCAUCUUUCACAACUCCUUGCAAAACUCCCUACAAUCCCGUCAGGCUCUCCAGCACGUGAGAGGCUCGAAGAUGAAAUUAGCACUGUGGAAGAAAAGAUCACCCUCAUGACGGACAUGCUUAGGCCCCUGAGACAUGGAGCCGCGUCUAAGAUCGAGGGUCUCACUGCUGGCGAGAGCGGACUCUGGACGCCUCGCGCAUAUGGUAUCUUGGGCCGAGACGCAGCCAAUAUGUCCUUCUGGAAAGAGUGGCUUAAGGCUAUCGUUACCCCCAUGACAGAUGGGGGUGUCCUAAGAAUUCCCCCAAGCUCACCCAGCGUGGGACGCUGGCAACCUCUUGAGCGAUAUGUCGUAAACCUAUGCACCGAGGCAUUCAAUCCCCUAGGAUCCAAGACUCAGGUUGAACUAGGAGUGCGCGAAUUGCGACUUUAUGCUCGGAAGGAGGCAGACAAUGAGAUCCCUGGUUCGCGAUCCAUCGAUCUCUAUGCCCUCUUCCGUUGCUUGUCACUUGAGAACAUUGUCGCUCUGUUCGAGUAUGCUAUGGCCGAGUCCCGAAUCAUCUUCCUCUCCUCUCACACCAGCAUGUUGCACCUCGCCUGCCAUGCACUAGCAAACCUGCUAUACCCCCUGAAAUGGUCAAGUAUUUUCAUUCCCGUCCUCCCUGCGCGACUUCUGUCGGCUCUCGAAGCGCCUUGCCCAUAUAUCGUCGGCAUUGAGCGACGUUACGAUAGAAUUGAACUCCCCGAGGACGAUUAUGUGCUCGUUGACUUGGACAAGGAUACUAUUGAUGCUACAUCACAACCCGUUCGACUUCCUCGUCAGGCCCGAAGGAAACUCAUGUCUCUUCUGCAGGUCGCAGCGCCCCACAAACUGCGAUAUGGAGUCACAACUGGACCACCUCCUUAUGCCAUGGAAUCAUUCCCCUAUGACGCCUUCUCCACUGAGAAUGCCGCGCUUUUCAGAUCCGCGACGCCCAAGAGCACCCUAGGCAAAUGGGUGUCCCAGAGCUCCUCGGGAUUUGGCGAGCCAGACCCGCCAAAUGAGGUCCUGCCACCACUGUUCAAUGCUUUCGCUUCGGCCAAGGUGGACAACGGCAAAUCGGACAGACCCAGCACAAGCAAGUCUGGUAAAACCAGUCCUCAGUCGUCUGUAUCCCCUGUUUCGAUAAACUUCCCGCCAAUGCCCUCCACGCCAGUUUCUCGAAGCGACUCUGGCUUUGCUUUGGCGGCGACUCUUCGAGAGAAGCGCUCUGGACAUUUUGGCGAAGAAAAGAUGCGACGCAGCUCGUCCUUUGGCAUCGAUAAGCACCCGCCAUAUCACAAGCCAAACCUCCCCUUCCUCAACGGUCAUCAAGCAAACCUGUCAAUUUCAGCUAUCUCGGUGGACUCUCAGAACUCCGUUGUUGGUGGUGGUGGUAGUGGUGGUGGAUAUGGAAAUGGAUAUGCACCUUCAACCUACGCACAGUCAACGCUUGCGGCAUCAACUAUCAUGCCCAGUAUGCAGAUCCAGCCUGUCCGAAACACAGAGACAACAGUUUGGGUCGAGGGUCAUUGCUUCAACUGGAUCCCCAAGGACAACACAUCGAUCUGCAAUAUUUGCAAUGACCAUGCCGAGGGAGAUGGCAUUUACAAGUGCACAGGCUGCAAGAUCUUCUCCCACGGCAGAUGUCUCGGCCAUGCUUCGCUUGUCUGCCCGGAGGCAUUUCAUCCUGAUCGAAUCCGAGCAGCCUUUGUUCGCUGCCUUGCAAGUCUCUUGUAUACGUACCGCAAGUACCUUGGACGACCUUCAAAGCAGCAAAAAGCAAACGGCCAGCUGUAUGCCUUUGAUAUGGAUGGUUUUAUCAAAAGUCUUCCGCAUGAUCAGCACGACUAUGCUACUAUGAUGCGGGAAACACAGUGCUUCAAUGAGUUUAUUCACGACCGAGAGAUGCAGCCAGCCAAUAACGCCUCGAUUCGUGUAUUUGAUGAGAUCAUCAUGGCUAAGAAGGCCCGAGGCCGUUCCGGGUUAUCGACGGGUCUUUCCCGCCUUUCCACCAUCCGUGCAUCUCAUGGCGCCUCUACUUAUGGUGGCUAUGCCCCUCCUCGAGGCAGCUCCAACAGCAAGAUCCCUGCUUGGCUCGGUGACACGUCCGAUCAUAUCUGGCGGACUGCAUCAGUGCCGUUACCCAAAGGAAACUUUCCAGGGGAGUAUCGAACAGUCGUGACCAGAACGCCUGCACGUCUCGAUAGAUCUCUAAUGCGUGAGCCUCGUUCUAUUCAAGGCAUGCCUCGUGUAGAAGGGCGAGGUGCUCGCGGGCUCAUUCGAAAGCAAGUUCCUAGUAUGCUUGGCACAACCCCUCCGACGUGA
Molecule: messenger RNA, 3477 nt
Organism: Fusarium oxysporum Fo47
Lineage: Eukaryota; Fungi; Ascomycota; Sordariomycetes; Hypocreales; Nectriaceae
Product: AEX-3 domain-containing protein
Exons: 3
Coding region: 1-3477 (1158 amino acids)
Biological process (GO): regulation of Rab protein signal transduction
Cellular component (GO): cytoplasmic vesicle
Source: RefSeq, a predicted model, not a curated record